Diversispora eburnea is the source of this 1374-nucleotide messenger RNA. Lineage: Eukaryota; Fungi; Glomeromycota; Glomeromycetes; Diversisporales; Diversisporaceae. The record is from the annotation of a GenBank genome assembly.
AUGUCAAUUAGUUUUACGAUGAUGAAAAAAAAGCAUUUUACUUUGCUUUUAAUCCUAGUGCUGGUUUUAUUUAUUUCAAUUAGAUGUGUUUCAGCUCAAGAAACUACUACUGAAACCGCUAUACCAGUACCUACUACACAACAGGAAACACAAGCACCUACACAGGAAACAUCUUCACAAGAAGCACCUACACAGGAAACAUCUUCACAAGAAGCACCUACACAGGCAUCAUCUUCACAGGAAGAACCUACACAGGCAACAUCUUCACAGGAAGCACCUACACAGGCAACAUCUUCACAGGAAGCACCUACACAGGCAACAUCUUCACAGGAAGCACCUACACAGGAAACAUCUUCACAGGAAGCACCUACACAGGAAGAUACACCGACACCGAACCCUACUACACCUUCAGAAACAUCUACUACACAGGAAGAAGCACCUUCAGAAACUACUACAGAGGAAGCACCCACAGAAACAUCUACUACACAGGAAGAAGCACCUUCAGAAACUACUACAGAGGAAGCACCCACAGAAACAUCUACUAUUACGGCUACUUCAAGUAAUACUUCAUCUACUACUUCGUCUACUACAUUUAUUACUUUAUCUACUACUUCAGUUACUAUUUCGUCUACUACUGCAAGAAUUACUUCAAAUAAUACUUCAUCUACUACUUCAGAUGAUACUUCAUCAACUACUUCAGAUGAUACAGAUACUACUUCAUCUACUACUUCUACUUCUGAUGAUACUGAUACUACUUCAUCUACUACUUCAGAUGAUACUGAUACUACUUCAUCUACUACUUCAGAUGAUACUACUUCAGAUACUGCUUCAGAUGAUACUACUUCAGAUACUGCUUCUACCAGAAAAAUGACUUCCUCAAAAAUAAUUACUUCCUCAAAACCAUCAACAUCUUUUACUACUUUCUCAGGUAAUCAAUUAACAGUAUUCUACUACGCUUAUGAUAAAUUUACAAAUUCUCAAACCGAUUCUAACAGUUAUUCUAUUUUUAUUCAAUCAGCAACUACUACUUAUUCUCUUCCAUCAGAAUCAACCACCGUUCUUACCGUUUCUUGUCAUUCAUGUAACGUUGAUUCUUCAGUGAGAACCUCUAUAAAAGGUUAUACUACAACUUAUACAGUAACUACAAAUGGAGUAGCAUCUCCAACUGAAGUUUAUGUUCCUCCAAGUACUCUGGUUAUCGUUAAAAAAGUUACUGCAGUUGUUGAAGAUCUUGUUGCAGAACCUACUUCUUCUUCUUUGACUUCUAAUGCUGGCGAUUCAAUUAAUUUAAAUUUAUGGAAAGAUAAAUUGAAUCGUAUAGUUGUUUGUUUGUGGGCGAUCGGUGUGGCUUUUGUUUACGUGGUUUUGGCUUAA